UUAUGUCGGGUAGCUUUGUCUUGAGAGAUGGUCACCGCUCCUUAGCAACUGGCUGUCUGAAAUGCUGAAGAGUGGCGGGGUUUUGGCUCAUUUUUCUAAGCCGACAAGUGCAGGCUACGCCUCUACCUUCACGUUUAGUAUUGCUGGAUAUAAAACAAAUUAAAACGAAAGACUUGGAGAUCAAAAGCGGAUCACUUUUAAAGGAAUUCAUAUUUUUCUUGGACAUCCCUGAACAUUGGAUCUGUGUGACACUGAAGAGCGCAGAACCCACGUGGUUAUUGGAAGGAAGGAGCGCUGCGGUUUGGAGUAAAAUUGAAAGAAGGCUGAUUUGUUGAAAGACCGACCUACAAUCCAAAACAAAAGUUUUGGGAAUAUUUGGGAGAGAGCAUAAAUAUCAGUGAUAAUCACAAAAGGAUUGGCAAGGAGUGGUCCAUUGAAGAAAACACCGUUAUGAAUUUGACUUUUAUUUACUCCCAACAUUAGUCCAUCAUUUCUUAUGAACAAACACUCGUUUAUCAUUGAACUGUCAGAAGUCAGCUAAACCAGUGCUCUCCUUGUAUCCCCUCAAAAGAAAAGACAUGAGUUGCUUCUGCACUGCUCAGGAGGAGUUUUAUUGUGAAGUUCUACUGUUGGAUGAAACCAAAUUGACGUUAACUACUCAACAACAAGGAAUAAAGAAGUCUACUAAGGGUUCGGUGGUGCUGGACUUUGUGUUGGACCAUGUGAAGCUGGUAGAGACAGACUUCUUCGGGCUGCGCUACUGUGACCGCAGCCACCAGACGUAUUGGCUAGACCCCUCGAAAACCCUUUCAGAACACAAAGAUUUAAUAACAAAAGGGCCUCCAUACACACUCUAUUUUGGGGUAAAAUUUUAUGCUGAAAAUCCCUGCAAGCUAAAAGAAGAAAUAACAAGGUAUCAGUUCUUCCUGCAGGUGAAGCAGGACGUACUACAGGGCAGAAUCCCCUGUCCCCUCGACAUCAGCGCCCAGCUGGCUGCUCUGGCCAUACAGUCCGAGCUUGGCGACUACGACCCGUACAAACAUGUGUCGGGAUACGUGUCAGAGUACCGCUUUGUCCCGGACCAGAAAGAUGAACUGGAGCACGCCAUCGAGACAAUCCACAAAACUGUAAUGGGCCAGGUUCCCUCCAAGGCUGAACUCAAUUAUUUAGGAAUCGCCAAAACACUGGAUAUGUACGGAGUCGAUCUUCACCCUGUGUUUGGCGAGAAUCAAUCUGAAUACUUCCUGGGGUUAACACCUAUUGGAGUUGUUGUUUACAAGAACAAAACACAAGUUGGGAAGUAUUUCUGGCCAAGGAUAACAAAAGUGCAUUUUAAGGAAACACAGUUUGAGCUUCAAGUCGUUGGAAAAGAUUCCACAGAGACGUCGUUCUUCUUCAAGGCAGCCAAUAAGACAGCCUGUAAACAUCUGUGGAAGUGCUGCAUAGAACAUCACACUUUCUUCAGAAUGCCAGAAAAUGAUGGCAACACACUGACAAGAAAACUAUCCACAUUUGGUUCCCUGGGAUCUAAGCAUCGGUACAGUGGAAAGACUGCUAUGCAGAUGGGCAGGGAUCUGUCUGUCACUCUGCCUCGACCAGACCUGCAGGUGGUCAGGACCCGCAGCAAGACCUACCCCAAGAGACCAUCACAGAUCACAGGACUGAACAAUGUGAAUCGGUCCAACACAAAGACGGAGAAUGCAGAAAAAGAGGGAACGACUAAGAUUACAGCACAGUCAGCUGUGAAGAGCUCCAUAGUAACCAAGACAGAGAAUGAUGAUCCAGAGGAACAGCGAGGGAAGCCCAGUGCACCAUGGGAUGAGAACGCCCCACAAUGUGGGCUGUACAACACGGCAAACCAGCGAACCAAGUCGCCCAAGUUCCCCAAGGCACGUGGUCGCACCCCUUCAGGAGGCAGCGGGAAGGAAACGUCCCAGAACCCACGCUGGAAAGGCCAGGCCAGUGAUCCAACAGAUCCCCCGAACCAGAACGAUCAGCAAAGGAGGUCACGCUCCCGUGGCAACACCAGUAGUGGCAGCGAGUCCGAGAACUCCACCCGGGAGCAUCGUAAAAAGAGGAACCGGUCCCGUCAGGAGAAUGAGAUGGUGGACUCUGGUCCUCAGUGGGAAGCUGUACUCUGCCGUCAAAAAGAGAGGUCUCAGAACGACCCAAACCAUCGUCGCUCACGACACCGUUCACGAUCGCGGAGUCCAGAUGUGCAGGCUAAAGAGCAGCUGUGGAAGCACAUUCAGAAGGAGCUGGUGGACCCUGCUCCUGAUCUAACAGAGGAUCAGCUGAAGGAGAUCCCCUACAAGAAAGUGGAAACCCAAGGAGACCCAAUCAAAAUCCGGCACUCUCAUUCCCCCCGGAGUUUCCAUCAGUACCGACGCUCCCAGUGUUCCGAAGGGGAGAGGUUCGUGCUCUCUGAGGUCAACACCCGGACAGACCUUGUUCCCCCCUUACCUGUGACACGCACAGCAGACAUCCCAGGUUCCAGCUCCACCUCCUCUCAGAAGAAGCCCGGAUCUAAAGACACGCUGCUGUCAGAGAUCGAAGAGCAUGACGUAAGGAGCAGCGCCAAGGUGGUGAAGACGGUCCAUACUCCCCGGACCAAGGUCGAGACGUGACCUGACAGAAACGCAACCACCACCGCAGAAACAAUGCCACAAUCUCACCAACAGAAAACAUGUAAAGAAAAACCUGAUUUCUGGAAAGAAAAAAAAUGUGCUUGUGAAAUACAACAGCAGGGGCUGUGUAGAGUACACUGGUUGUGCUCUACACCAGUAACCAACCCCACCUUGGAGUUGUGUAUGUACCGUAUGUGUUAGAUAAUGCAUGGAAACCCCUUUAAGAGGACAAAAAGGACACUUUUCAAAGUUUUUGUGCCAGUGUACUCUGCUGUCUUUUGGACCACACCGACACCAGUAAUCCUGUACAGUAUCUUCAUUUUAACAAGAGCAUUUAAGCUUUAAGGCUUGAGUAAGCCUGGUCCCAGAUAUAUUUGUUCUAUAUAGCCAACUCCACAACGACCAUAGGCUAUUCAGCACAAACAGAUCUGGGCCCACUACUCCUGAGUGGGCGAGAUAUACUGUAGCUACUGAGUACAAUUGUACUCAAUUGUUGUAAUCCGGAUGAGAGCGGAUUGUGUAGCGAUCACUGCACAGUGAGGUCUUAGAUCAAUCAUGUUUUACUAUGCAUUUGCCUCCAAAUUGAUUUGCGUUAUUUUUAUACAAUAUGCAGUAUUAAAACAUAGUGUUUCACUCAUACAUGUGAGUCUGAAAUCUGAAAUGGCACACUUCCCUGCAUAGUGCACUACUUUUAAACAGACCCUUAUGGGCCCUGUUCAAAAGUAUUACACUGGGGAUAGUGUGUCAUUUGUGACGCAGCCUGGGUUAUUAUGUUACUGUAUUGUCAGGUCAAGUGUGUUUACUGUAAGCACUUCUGUACUGUAGGAACCUUUGCUGCUGGACCCCCUUUUUUUUGUUGCACAUUACAACUGAAUAUUUCGGGGGGGAGUUGUCAUCAAUUAGAAUAAUGAAUAAUGAGUAGCCCACACUGUACAGUAGUUGAACUGGAAAUUCAUCCUUGUCAAUAAAUACAUUCAAUAUGUCUAAAA
Molecule: messenger RNA, 3616 nt
Organism: Salvelinus fontinalis (brook trout)
Lineage: Eukaryota; Metazoa; Chordata; Actinopteri; Salmoniformes; Salmonidae
Product: band 4.1-like protein 4
Exons: 24
Coding region: 579-2627 (682 amino acids)
Cellular component (GO): cytoskeleton
Source: RefSeq, a predicted model, not a curated record